Ipomoea triloba (trilobed morning glory) is the source of this 2816-nucleotide messenger RNA. Its product is annotated as putative protein FAR1-RELATED SEQUENCE 10. The record is from RefSeq and is a predicted model, not a curated record. Gene Ontology annotation, molecular function: zinc ion binding. Lineage: Eukaryota; Viridiplantae; Streptophyta; Magnoliopsida; Solanales; Convolvulaceae. The transcript has 4 exons. Gene Ontology annotation, biological process: regulation of DNA-templated transcription. The coding region runs from base 314 to 2395 and encodes 693 amino acids.
GCAAAAAGUUAAAAUAGUAUGCUCGUAGCCUUUAGGAGACGAAGAAAAUCAGAUAAGACAAAAUUUGAAGGUGAAGAUUGAAGAACAGGCUGCUGCUGGUCGGAAGUUUUAUCACAGCCACACUAUCAUCGUCGCUGUUGUCAAGAUUUCCACUUUCCGACUCCCGUUGUUGUUGAAUCGUUUAAUCAGACAGGGAAGUGGCAGUUGGAAGUGUUGAACUACUUGGGUGGUAAUUACUAAUAAUUCAUGCUUUGAGUCAAAUGAGAAUCAAAUGAAAACUGUCACUUAGGUUGUGUAUAUUGCUUCCUUAAUAAUGGCUGCAAAGACAUUGAAUAACAUUUGGAUUCAAAGACAGCAGUGCCCUUGUGGAGAUUGGAAGUGUUAUGUUAAAUGUGAUGGGGAUGAUCAGGUGACAAGUGGUGCUCAAAUGGCAAAGAGCGGGUUCGCAUCCUUUGUGUCACAAGAAAACAUCUGUACUCCAUACGUUGGCCAGAUAUUUAAAAGUGACGAUGAAGCUUAUGAGUCUUAUAGCAGCUUUGCAAGGAAGAAUGGGUUUUCAAUACGCAAAGCACGUUCGACUGAGAGCCAAAAUUUGGGGGUUUAUCGAAGGGAUUUUGUGUGUUACAGGUCUGGGUUUAACCAGCCUAGGAAAAAGGCCAACGUGGAGCACCCUAGGGACAGAAAGUCUGUGCGGUGUGGAUGCGAUGCAAAACUCUACUUGACGAAGGAACUUGUUGAUGGUGUAGCUCAAUGGUAUGUUUCUCAAUUCAGUAAUGUUCACAACCAUGAAUUGUUAGAAGAUGAUCAAGUACGGCUCCUUCCUGCCUAUAGAAAAAUUCAAGAGCCUGAUCAAGAGCGUAUUCUUUUACUGUCCAAAGCUGGGUUUCCGGUGAACAAGAUUGUGAAGGUGUUGGAGUUAGAAAAGGGAGUUCGGCCUGGUCAGUUGCCUUUUAUAGAAAAAGACGUAAGGAACUUUGUUAGGACGUGUAAGAAAACUGUUCAAGAAAAUGAUGCUCUGAUCACAGAGAAAAGGGAAAAUGACCUUUUUGACCUGCUCGAGUCUUGCAAGGCUGCGAAAGAGAGGGAUGAGCAAUUUGCUUACAAGUAUACCACAGAUGGAAAUGGAAAAGUUGAAAAUAUUGCGUGGGUGUAUGGGGAUGCAGUUCGGGCAGCUGCAAUCUUCGGUGAUGUGGUAACAUUUGACACCACAUAUCGCUCUAUCACAUAUAAUAUGCUGCUCGGUGUGUGGUUUGCAAUUGACAAUCAUGGGAAGGCAAUUUUUCUUGGAUGUGUUCUGCUGCAGGAUGAGACAUCACAGUCAUUCUCUUGGGCUCUACAGUCUUUUAUUCAUUGUAUGGAAGGAAGACAGCCGGAGACAAUUGUCACUGAUUUAGAUUCUGAGCUCAGGGAUGCUAUAGCAAAUGAGAUGCCUAAUACAAAGCAUGUUAUUUGUCUUUGGAAAAUUCUCCCGAAAUUGUCUAGUUGGUUCUCUACGCCACUUGGAGUGCAGUAUGCAGAAUUCAAAUCUGAAUUUGAUAUCAUCAGCCAAUUAGAAAACGUAGAUGAAUUUGAACAUCAAUGGAAUCAUCUGGUUGCUCGAUAUGGACUUGGAUCAGAUAAACACAUUGCUCUGCUAUUUGCUUACAGAAUGUCCUGGCCAAUUUCUUAUAUUCGUAAUUUUUUCCUGGCCCAUUCUAUGACUCCCGAGUAUUCAAAAUUGGUUGAAACAUUCUUGAAACAUAUCUUGAGUGAACAGUCAAAUCUGCAGUUAUUUUUUGAGCAGGUCAGUGUUUCCAUCAGCUUUAUGAACCAUAGCAAGGAAAAGCUUCUUUAUAUGCCCAUAAAAACCUGCAUGCCUCUAGAAGAACAUGCUAGGAGUAUUCUAACACCAUAUGCUUUCAGUGCCAUGCAACAUGAGAUCGUGCUCUCGAUGCAGUAUUCGGUUACAGAAAUGCCUAAUGGCUCAUAUCUCGUGAGACAUUAUAAGAAAAUGGAAGGGGAGUGCUUUGUGAUUUGGAUUCCAGAGAAUGAACAAGUUCACUGUUCUUGUAAGGAGUUUGAGCAUUCUGGCAUCUUAUGCAGGCAUUGCCUUCGUGUGCUUUUAAUAAAGAACUACUUCCAGAUUCCCGGAAAAUAUUUUCCCCGUAGGUGGCUGAUGGAGAGCUCCUUAAUUCCCUUUGGCGAUUCGAUCAUUCAAACGAACACCGAUGAAUAUUCUCAAGCCUUCCAUGCUCUCACUGCAAGUAUAUUUUCGGAAUCAUUGAUCUCUAAGGAGCGUGCUAGUUAUGUUGACCGAGAACUCAGACAGCUUCUUGAACACGUACAAAGCAUGCCUGUUGUUGAAGAAGUUACUUUGAGUUCGGUACCUAAUAAUGUCGGUGAAACUCAGGGUUGAAACAUGGCACCCGUUGGUUAAUGUAUCUAUACCGCGCACCUCUAUUUUUUCUUUAGAGGAAAGAAAUAGUUUUGUUUUGGUUAUUAGCAAAUACAUGGCACUCUCAAUGUGGAAAAACCACAUAGAGGCCAUUAAUACAGAUCUUAAUAUUCCUUCAGCAAGAUUAGCUUUCUGGAUGGUUAUGUUUGUACUUUUUUUUAAAAAAAAUAAUUUUUACUUUUUGAGGUCACUAACAGCUUAGUAAGUGUAUAUGAACUUGUAAGUAUCAUGCCUUUUAUUGAGAUGAAUUUUCAUAGAUGCCUUGAAGCGGUGAUAUCUGUAUUUAUUCCAUUUGUUAAGCCACAGACUUAUGUAAUCACUUGAGAAGUGCCUUUUACUAUUUGAGUUGAUUUUAGUGCAUAAUAAAUUUUUACAUGUGAAA